AUGCCUGAUUCAAUAACAAACGGUGGACGUCCACCUGCUCCGCCGAGCUCAACGAGUACGGGAACGACAUCGUCUACUAGUAAUUUUGGUACUCGUCGUCGAUUAGUGAAUCGGAUCAAAAAGGUCGAUGAGCUGCAUCCAGCACAGGAAAAUCCCACAAUGGGGUCGCACUGGCUGUCUGGAGAGGAACGAUCGAGACUGGAAGCUGUUCAGCAAGAUUGGCGACGGACAAGGCCUAUGAAAUGGGGAACAAAACCUCGGAGGCCGGACGAGACAUCAGCAACCGCGUCGACGAGUAUUGCUUCUGAUGUUCCAUCUGGAUCCAAUACAACGUCAUUUAUCAAUUCAUCGAUUCCAAUGACAGCAACCACAUCGACAGCUUCAUCAACGAUAUCAUCACAUCCAACUACUCAUAAUCACCAAGCAUCUCGUAUCCCUCAAGCCAUCGGAACGAAUGGGACACUGCCUCCUCUGUUAAUAUCACCGACAUCGGCUGCAACGCCGUUGGUCUCUGGUAAAGGAGGGCCGAUGUCACCAUCAACGGGAAGUCCGAUUAAUGUGGCAGCGACGGUGUUACAGAAUGCAGUAUCUAGUCCCCAACAUAGUAUAUUUGACAGAUCUAGGUUAACGAGUAAAAUUCCACCAAGCACAUCAGUUUCAAAUGAUGCCGGUGACAAAGACAAACCACAACAACGUCUCGGUAUUCUGUCUCAAGUUCGAACGCUGACAGACGCUCUCGUCAACGAAGGGCCACGUACUCUGACAGGAGACGAGGAGAAGAUUAGUGAAGAGGAGCGAGCACGAAAAGAAGCGGAGAAACGAGAGGAAGAGGAGAAAGCGGCGAGAAAAAUUGAUGUGGAAGACGAUUUCGAUGCGCAGGAGAAGCCGAUUGAUAAGAGUAAAAACGGGCGAUUCUUGAAAUUCGAUGAAGAACUCGGACGUGGAUCUUUCAAAACGGUAUUCCGUGGAUUGGAUACAGAAACUGGAGUCGCUGUCGCUUGGUGUGAACUCCAGGAGAGCAAGUUGAACAAAACGGAACGACAACGAUUCCGUGAAGAAGCUGAAAUGCUCAAAGACCUUCAACAUCCGAACAUUGUGCGUUUCUACGAUUACUGGGAGAGUGCAGAUCUGUGUGGAAAACGAAAGUAUAUUGUACUUGUCACCGAGUUGAUGACUUCUGGAACACUCAAAAUGUACUUGAAACGAUUCAAACGAAUAAACAUCAAAGUGCUGAAAUCGUGGUGUCGACAGAUUCUCAAAGGACUCUCGUUUCUUCACACUCGUAAUCCACCAGUCAUUCAUCGCGAUCUCAAGUGUGAUAACAUCUUCAUUACUGGAACAACUGGAAGUGUCAAAAUUGGAGAUCUCGGUUUGGCGACACUGAAAAACAAAUCAUUCGCCAAAUCGGUCAUUGGAACUCCGGAAUUUAUGGCACCAGAAAUGUACGAAGAGAUGUAUGACGAGAGUGUCGAUGUGUACGCAUUCGGGAUGUGUCUUUUGGAAAUGGUCACUGGAGAAUAUCCGUAUUCAGAGUGUAUGAAUCCAGCAACCAUUUACCGAAAAGUGAUAUCCGGUGUGAAACCAGAGUGCUUCUCAAGAAUACCGGCUCAAUAUCCGGAGAUUCGAGAGAUAAUCGAUCGAUGUAUUCGUGUGAGAAGAGAGGAGAGAAGCACUGUGAAGCAACUGCUUGUUGACGACUUCUUCACACCAGAAGACCUCAUCGGAAUCCGUGUAGAGAUCAAGAAUCGUGAUGCUGACCUCAACGAUCUGAAUGUAGAGAUUCAGAUGCAGUUGAGAGUUUACGAUGAGAAGAAGCGGAAACAGUAUAGAUUCAAGGAGAAUGAGGGACUUCAAUUCGCUUUCGAUAUCGAGAAUGAUAGUGCUGAUGAAGUGGUACAACAGAUGAUUGAACAACAACAUAUUCCGGAUGAGGACACGAGAAUGAUUACCAAGCUGAUAAAAGAUAAAGUUGAUGCAUUCAGAAGAGAUCGAGAUCAUCGUUUGUUGGAGAUCAAAAGAGCGAAAGAGGAGGAAGAAAGGAUACGAGAGGAGGCUGAAAUCAAGGAAGAAUUGAAGUUGAGAGCUGAAGCGAAAGAAAGAGAACGACUGGAAAAGGAGCGGCUGGAGAAGGAAGCAGCAGCUGCAGCAGUCGCCGCAGCAAACCCACCACCUAUUCCACCGACGCCAGCGACUCCACACUCUUCGGCUCAACAACCAAUUCCACCACCACUCUCAACCCAAACAUCCACUGAAUUGACUCAACAAUCCGCAGUUCCGCAACAGUCUGUCCCGGUCACCAUGGUUGCCAACAUCCCGGUUAUGUCACCAACUCAACCGCAAGCACCACCAGUUCUGUCACCAACGACUGCUGCGCCACCGACGGUUCCAGCUACGAUGAUUCAUGUGCCGAAGCCGAUUGAGAUUCCAGUUCAGACUGUACCAGCUCCAACGGUUCAAAGCAAUACGGUUCCACCAUCACCUGCCCCGGUUAAACAAGAAGAUCUCCAAACGCCAACAUUGGCUCAAAACACAGUUCCCCGUACGAUAUCUACUGAUUCAUCUGCUCUUCAAGUCAAUACUCCCGCUUCAAUAGCCUCACCUGCUCCAAGUGUUCUUUCAAAUAAUGAUACGGUUGGAUCAGUAUCCACUACAACAGCACCGGUAACUCCAGCACCAACACCCACGACGACUACCGAUGGACCAGCUGCUGAAGCGAAAGAAGAAAAGAAAAAGAGCAAUAAACGAAAAGUGAUGAUGGAGAUUCUGGGAUGUGACGAGUCGAGAAACUUUGCUCUUGUGUCGUGUCGUCUCGAUACUUCACACAAAUCAGUUACAUUUCAAUUCGCUCCAGGAACGGAUAAACCGAACACGAUUGCUACGAAACUGCUCGCUGAGGAUUGUCUGUUGAAAAUUCAUGUUCAUAUUGUGGAAGCACAAUUGAGUGAAGUCAUUCAACUGGUCAAUACGGAUUCGAAGAAAGGAGUUGGAACGAAAUUGGCGACGGUUCUUGAUCCGAACAGCACUGAACCACCAACAAUCACUGCGGUUAUGCCGAAGGAUUCAGUGGCGGUGGCAGCGGCUACGAGGCCAAGAAUCGAGAUUGAGAAGACACCGCCGACGAGAGAAUCUUCUCAGGAACCGAAUAAUGUUCAAGUAACUAACGUGCGGAAAGUCUCCCAGGAAUCGAAUGCGGAGAGUGUCCAAUCGAUACCCCGCCCUGCCGUAACAUCACCAACGAAUCAUUCGGAUCCUGGCACAACUGCACCACCGGUCGCCGCCGCAAAACCAUCUCGAUUCCAAGUGACAAAGUCUGCUGAUCCAAUAGCUGCCACGCCGACAACUGUGGUAUCUACAACAACAAUCACUCCGGUGAUUGCUCCAACGCCUCCAACAGCCGAGCCAGUCAUUGUUCAACCGAUCACUUCUCAUGUUAUCACUCAUCUCGCAACACCGUCCCCAGUGGCUCACUCACUCUCCUCGAACUCUUCGCCUAGUGCUACAACUCAUUCGAAUACUUCAUCAAUUCAAUCAACAACUAGUGUGCCUGGUAGAAGAUUCACUGUUCAACCUGUAUCACAAGCCGAAUCUGGGAUUUCUUCAUCGAUUUCCACACCACAUCCAGAAGCAGCUGGAGCAAUCAUUCCGACAGGACCACCACCAGUUCCUAGUGUUCCUCCAGUUGUCGCAACUGCUUCUCUCAAUCUGGAGGCUUUUGGACAACCGACGACGAAACAAUUCGUUGUGGAGACUGUGCCUUCAUCGUCAACAGCUUCAACUGCCACGUUAGUAUCUGAAGCUCCAGCUGUCAUUCAAACAAUCCCAAUCUCUGUACCUGCUCCAGUUCAAGAACCACUCGUUGUCAAUAGUCAACCAGAUGUGUUGACACAAUUGGAAAGUGAGCUGAGAAAGGUCAGCGGUGUGUCUCAUUCGGCGUCUCCAUCAACUGUGGUGGAGUCUCAUACGUCGAUGACACCUCAAACGAUUCCUCUUGCUUGUCAAACGGUUCCAGCUUCCAUCGGUCAGGCUCCAGCUGUCAUCGCAGCUGCACACGCCGCCGCUCUCAUUCCGAAUGCAAGUGUGCCUCAAUCACCAUCUCGUCUAGAUGCUGAAUCUGGCCUUGCUGGAUUACACGAGAAGUUGGAAGCACUCAAACUGGAACAAGAUCGACGAGAAGAGGGUGAUGAGCAAGCGGCGAUAGAUGGAAAAGACGAGAUUCCAAUUGAUACGUUGAAAGGAUUGGCUGAAGCGUUGGGUAAAGUAAUUCAUACGGAUGGAAGAGAAACGACACCAAUGCCACCGGAUCAUCCUGAUUUGACGGAUGCUUCAACGCAACAGCUCGUCUCACCACCUAACCCGGAUCUCCUCUCUACAAUGUCAGCACCUGCUGAUGGAUCUCUAUCUUCCACAAUGUUAGAAGACAUGGCUGACGUGACACUCACCUCAUCAGUACCUCAGACGACGGCGUCGGCUCCAGCCACGACAGAAGCGAUUCCAGCAGCAAUGACGAUGAGUACAGAUCAAGAAUGUGCUCAAUCGAUGACGUCUUCAAUGACUCGUAACACGACCGGCACAAAACUCGCUACUUUUGAGAAUCUCGAAACGGCGUUAUCGUCGACACUCGGAACACACAUUCGACAACCGAAUGCACCGUCUUCUCGCGAUGAGACGACGGCUCCGAUGACGCCAAGUUUCACGAAUGAACGAAAUGGUGGAGGUGGAGGUGCCUUUAGCAUCGGAACACCGCCCAGUCAUAGUCCGUUCCCGGUGUCCGAGUGUGAUUAUGAUCUGAAGGGUCAAAUGGAUAUGGAAGGCGAAGAUCCGGAAGUGAUUCAAAUGAUUGUUCGACAUCGCAUGGAACAACAUAAACUUCUCGAAAAGCAACGUCUGGAGAUUGAACGUCUCCGUUCGAAAGUCCGUGUGCCGCCACGUGCCACUUCUGUCAAUCCGGAAAUGAUUGACGACGAUGCGGAUACCACAUUGCAGUCACUUCAGCAAUCAUUGACAAAUGCGUCGAUAUCAUUGCCAGCGAGUCCGCCACCGAAUAUUGAGACAACGACGAAAAUACUCCAGAACGGAGUGACAACAACAUCAUCGGACGCGUCGGCACACCGCAUGACACUGUCUCAAUCGUCGAACAGAUCAAACGGCGGCUCGGCUUCCUGCCGUCACCGGGACAAUCAAUCGGCUCCUCCUCCUCGACACAACAAUCACCAAAACCACCACCACCACCACGGUUCAUCAGCUACUGCUGCGCACUCAAUUCCACACCACCCAGUCAUCACCAACAACAACCACAACCAUCACACGGCGAACUCUCACCAGCCAACACAACAUCAUCCGGCAGCUCCUCUUCCUCCUCAGAUUCCUCCACAGAUUCCUCCACAGGCCUAA
Molecule: messenger RNA, 5391 nt
Organism: Caenorhabditis remanei
Lineage: Eukaryota; Metazoa; Nematoda; Chromadorea; Rhabditida; Rhabditidae
Exons: 14
Coding region: 1-5391 (1796 amino acids)
Biological process (GO): monoatomic ion homeostasis; positive regulation of potassium ion import across plasma membrane; intracellular signal transduction
Cellular component (GO): cytoplasm
Molecular function (GO): potassium channel inhibitor activity; protein serine/threonine kinase activity; ATP binding
Source: RefSeq, a predicted model, not a curated record